Plutella xylostella (diamondback moth) is the source of this 3762-nucleotide messenger RNA. The record is from RefSeq and is a predicted model, not a curated record. Lineage: Eukaryota; Metazoa; Arthropoda; Insecta; Lepidoptera; Plutellidae.
AUCCAUUUUAUUUACAAAAUGCUGAAAGCUGCAAAAGACGCUUUCUGUUUCAAAUUGAAUUAAUGUUUUUGAUUAUUCCCCCUGAAAUUUGUGAUUAAUUUGCAAAACGUAGUAGAUUCUUUACUUGUAUUGUGAAAUGAAUGAAACAAUGGCGGUCCAGGAGCUCUGCACGGGCUGUCUCAGCCGUGGACGGGAUUUGUUGUGUCUUAUUGAUGAAACCGACGAAUAUUUGAUUUACAAACAAAUAUUGUAUGAAAUCUCGAUCUAUGAUCCAACAUUGAUGGAACCAAAUUUCUGUUGGGAAUGUCGGGCGAGACUCAGGAGCUUUCAGGCUUUCAAGGAAAGGGUACAGAAAGCUUACAUGAAGUUAUCUGACUAUGGUCCAGAGGCUAUAUUACAAGGCACACUGCAACCACCGCAACUGCAAAGCCAUGCCGCCUUCAACUUCUCAUAUCCUGAUACAUGUGAUACAGAUGACUUGAAACUAGACGUAAAACGGGAAAACUCACAAGUGCCUUCCGCGGUGGAAACAUGUAUAGAUAUCAAACCCGAGCCUGUAUGUCCCUUAGACACACAUACGGAACCAGAAUCAUUCGCUUACAACCUGGAAAUCACGAAUAAUGAAAUAGAAUCUGUGGUGAAAAAAGUAAAAGCUACGAAGAAAAAAGUCAAACCUGUAAAAGGGAAGAACGUAAAGAAAACACCAAAGAAAAAGGUUGUAAAAGUAAAGCAGUCCAAGAAAAAAGUUGAUACAAAAGGCAAAGAGAAAAGUAAAAUAUCUGAUGAUGAGUCAGUUGUGUCUGCAGAUUUUGUGCCUUCGGAUGGGAACAGUGAUGUGGAGGAUCUAGAUAUGAAGGAAGCUGAAGCUGAGAUUGCUAAGGAGACUAGCAUUAAAGAGGUAAUCCUGACGCCCGAAGAAGUGGCGAGGGAGAGAGAAGACGAGUUGAAGGGAGACAAGUUCCUUCGCAACCAGUUCAAAUGUAGCUCUUGUAUACUCGGCUUUAGGAGCUGGAUUGCAGUGAAGAGCCAUAAUGAAACGUGCCAUCAUGAAAAAGCCGGUUCAUCAAUAUGCAACAUAUGCAACUGUAGAUUUGCCUCGCCCGACGUGUUGCUCGCGCACUCCACAUCUCACACGGUGCGGUAUCAGUGCGCUAAGUGCGAUCGUAGAGAGAAGAGCAGGGAGAUACUGGAGGCGCAUGUGCAGACACACGUGACCGAGGAGAGGACACACGAGUGCGAUGUUUGCGGGCAUGUUUCUAAUUCUCUCUCCCUACACCAGACCCACAUGUCGCGCGCGCACGACGCCAAGCCACAGUGCGUGGAGUGCGGGAAGACCUUCAGCUCGCGCAAGACGUACCGGUACCAUCUCAAGUUAAGGCUAGUGUCAGUCGCUGACAGACGCACAUGUCGCGACGCCAAGCCGCAGUGCGUGGAGUGCGGGAAGACCUUCAGCUCGCGCAAGACGUACCGGUACCAUCUCAAAAAACAACCAGAGCUGGAUGACACCCUCGUGACCAUGGUGAAUAGGUUAGAAUCCAACUUAAAACAAUCGCUCAGUGAUUGGAAGAAGGAUUUCGACAGGAAUAUGUGCGAUUUCAAUAGCAGUGUUGUUGAAAUGAAAAACGAGAUCGGAUCAAUUCGCGCCGAAUACACCGACAUAAAAAACCAGAUCUCAGAGUUGAGCGACAAACAUGACGUCACCUCUGCCAAGGUUGUUGACUUAGAAGCGGCGGUCGGUAUCAUCGAAGAACAACACCGCACGACGGACCACAAAAUCUCACACAUCGAGCAAGAGCUGAAAUCCCGUAUCCUGGUCCUGGAAAAGAGGGACCAUGACCGCGAUCAGUACUCGAGAAUGAAUAAUGUUGAGAUAAGUGGCAUUCCAUCAAAGCCUGGCGAAAAUCUUUUCAACAUUUUAAAAGAUUUGUGCGCCGUGAUUGGUUUUAAUUUCAACUCCAGUGACAUCGACUAUAUUCAUCGGGUCCGUACCUACGCGGCGACUAAGCAGAGCCCGGGAGCUGGUGCAGGCGGUAGCGCGGCGGGUGGUGCCGCCCCGGAGCCAGGGUUGCAGCAGCGCCACCCGCACAUCGUGGUGCGCUGGGCGCGCCGCCGCUGCCGUGAGGAGAUGGUAGCCGCGGCGCGCCUGCGCCGACACAUCAACACGGCGCAGUUAGGGAGUGAUCGCAACGAGGAGGCGACGGGUGCGGAGCGCGGGGGUGGCGUGCUGGUGGCGGUGCGCAGCGAGCUGGGCGCGGAGCGGCGCGCGUGGCCGGGGCCGCGGGCUGCUGUUGCAGACUGUAUCUGGGUCGCGAUCCCGAUGGCGCCGCCGCCGCCUCGCGCCACUUCCGCGACGCACGUGUCGCGCGCGUACGACGCCAAGCCGCAGUGCGUGGAGUGCGGGAAGACCUUCAGCUCGCGCAAGACGUACCGGUACCAUCUCAACGUGCUGCACAAGGGCCAGAACCGGUUCCCAUGCCCGCACUGCGGGAAGGUGUACCAGUGGAAGUCCAACCUGUGGAGGCACAUCAAGAACCACAAGGCGCGCGACAGUGGCGACCUCUUCUGCGCGCCGUGCAACAAGCGUUUCGCGUCCAUCGCGACUUACAGACAGCACGUGAAGAUAUCGCGACGACACGUGUCCGAGAGCGAGUUCAACUUCAUGUGCACGGACUGCGGCAGCAAGUUCGUCUCCCGCGCCAAGCUGAAGGAGCACGUCGACUGGGAACACCUGCACAGGACCAACUACACGUGCGCGAUGUGCGACAAGGCGUUCAAGAGCAGCACGUCCCUGUACGUGCACUUACAGAAUGUACACAAGAACAAGGAGGAGAAGGACAACUUGUGUCACGUGUGCGGGAAGAGCUAUCAGAGCACAGCCAAGCUGAAGUACCACAUAGUGGCCAUGCACACGGGGGCCACUCCCUACACGUGCGCGCAGUGCCCGGCCGCGUUCAGCUGGUACAGUAGUCUGUACCGACACACGCGCGAGGUGCACGGGAAGAUAAAAGGUGCGAAGAAGUCCAAAAAGCCCAAGAAGCCUGCUCUAGCUCCGAUCCUGGGCCCAGCCUCAUCACUCGCCGCGUCUCUCGCGCAGCCGCCGCCCGGCCCUUGAUACUGAUGGCGGUGUAAUAUGUGAUGAUGUGGAUUUUUGUUACAUGUAAUAUGUGAUGAUUUGGAUUUGAUUCUUGCCAGAGUUUUGAGGAUGUAGUGUAGACGAUUCGCAAGGCACAAAUUGAAUUUUUUGCUAUGUGAAACUUAAAUUUUAUCAUGAUGUAAUUUUUGUAUUUUAAACCUAUUAUUUUACCGAUUUACAUAAAAAAAUUACUUCCCCUCCCCGGUUCAUAGUUUUUCAAAUGAAGAAAGUUCGUUAUUUAGUCCCCUGAACAUAGAGAUACCUCUAACCUUUUUACGGGACUAAAUACAAGUGGUUUAAAAUUUACAAUUGCGUUUUAUACAUUCGUGUUCUCAUAUUGAAAGAGUUGUAUGAAUCUCGGGUUUUACUUACAUCACAAUCUUGUAUUCAUUGAUCUCACAAUGUAACUGAUUUUUUUUUACUUUUUUAAGCUUUAUAUAUGACAUUUUUUAAAGUAAGUUUUAAAUGUGGUCUUUUUAUGACACAAAUUAAUUUUAAAAUUACUUUACCACGAAUAAUUGAACUAAUAAGAAUUCCAGUAUUAUUUUAAAUCAUUCAAUAAAACUUGACUGAUAUGUAAAUAGUUCACAUUUUUUGUAACAAGUUUAUGAAGUAGAUUAAUUAAGUAU